Messenger RNA from Columba livia (rock pigeon), 771 nucleotides. RefSeq names its product unconventional myosin-XVB-like. The record is from RefSeq and is a predicted model, not a curated record. Gene Ontology annotation, molecular function: cytoskeletal motor activity; ATP binding. Gene Ontology annotation, cellular component: myosin complex. Bases 472 to 771 code for a protein of 99 amino acids. The transcript is spliced from 4 exons. NCBI's taxonomy places the organism in Eukaryota, Metazoa, Chordata, Aves, Columbiformes, Columbidae.
UUUAUGCUUGGUAUUCCUAUUAAAAUCUGUGUGUUCUGAUGAAUGCUUAAAACAAUGGAGCAUAUACGGGUGGGGAUGUGCUUUCAAUAAUAAAUCUCUUCUUUGUGCUCUGUCACAGCUUGUCUUGCCUCUUACUGUUCUGCCCAGCCAAUAAACCAGGCAUAAGACGAUUUGAAUUUCUUAGAUUCAUUCACACAUACUGAUCACAACAACCUGCCCGAACCAGCAGCUCAGAUCAGCACCAUCUGGUGCUGUGCAUUAUCCACAAGAAGACACAGCCUCCAGGGAGGGCUGUGAACUGGAGUUGAUGAUGCCUUUUUGUAUUUGCAGGAUCUGGGGGUGAACAGCUUAGAGCAGCUCUGCAUCAACUUUGCCAAUGAGCAUCUCCAGCAUUUUUUCAACCAGACUGUCAUUGCCCAGGAAGAGGAGGAAUAUAGCCAGGAGCAGUUAGCUUGGAUUCCUGUUUCCAAGAUGUACAGUGAGUCAUGCCUAGAUUUCAUUGCUGCAAAACCCCAUGGCAUCUUGCGUAUCCUGGAUGACCAGACUUCACUGACUCAGGCCACUGACCACACUUUCCUCCAGAAGUGUCAUUACCAUCAUGGAAACAGCCCUUGGUAUGCCAAGCCCAAGCUGCCUUUGCCAGUCUUCACCGUGAAGCACUAUGCAGGCCCUGUUACCUAUCAGGUCCACAAGUUUCUUACUAAAAACCGUGACCAGCUGUGUCCAGAGGUGCUGGAUAUCUUCUCUCAGAGCCGCCUCAAGGUACUAUAG